AUGAAAGCCAUGUCCACCCCCAUACGGUCCCUGCGGUCUCGCAGUCGACUCUCAGCUUCCACCACACUCUCAGCGGCUCCAAUUGCACGGCGGAGGAUAUCCACGAGCAUCUGGAAUAGCUUCAUCUUCGGACCGCGGUCCCCACCCACCCCGCGACCCGUCACCGAUCACGAGGUAGCAGAACUGGCGCGGAAAGAGCUGCACCCUCUCAGUCUGGCCGAUCUCAUCAAGCAUGGUCGUCCCCCGCUCUCCGAACCUGCCCUCCUCUCCUCAGCCAACUUCACGCUCUCCCUAAUACCCGUCCGCCUCGCCUCCCGCAUCCAGGCCCUCCGCAACCUCCCCUACAUCGUCGUCUCGAACCCCAACAUCAACAAGAUAUACAAAAACUACGUCCACUCCCUCUCCACCCUCCUCCCCUGGUACGCCAAUCACACCACCCACACCCCGGCCAUCGAGACCCUCGAGGACGAAGUCGCCUUCACCUCCGCCCUCUCCGAGCUCGUCGCGACCCACCAGGAUACCAUCCCCGUGCUCGCCCGCGGCUUCCUCGAAUGCCGCCGCUACAUCCCGCCGCAGGACGCCACGCGCUUCCUGGACGAGCACCUGCGCGUGAGGAUCGGCACGAGGCUCAUUGCUGAGCAGCACAUUGCCCUGCACCACAGUAGCCAGGCCCACGGCGGGACGCGGAACAGCGUGCAUUAUGGGGAUAGGCCGAACUAUAUCGGCGUAAUAGAUACGGCGCUGAGGCCGGCCACGACGGUGGAGUUGUGCGCUGAUUGGGUGGCGGAUAUUUGUGAGUUGAGGUAUGGUAUCCGGCCCAAGGUCGUCAUCAAUGGCGAGCCCGAUACGACGUUUGCUUUUGUGCCCAUGCAUCUGGAGUACAUCGUCACCGAGCUCCUCAAGAACGCCUUCCGCGCCACGCUGGAAAAUCGCAUGGAAUCCGAGCCCAUCGUCGUGACCAUCGCCCCCGAACCAGCCUCCCCCUCCGCGACCCCGCGGCGCACGACCCCCCCUCCCCCUCCGCCGGAAUACAGCCUCGGCGAGCACGACGACCCCGAACCCGACCACCACUCGGAAUCACACACCAUCCUCCCGCUCGACGAGAAUGCCUCGGGCGUGACCAUCCGCAUCCGUGACCGCGGUGGCGGCAUCUCCCCUUCCCUCCUCGACAAGAUCUGGUCCUACUCCUUCACCACCUUCUCCGCCGAUGACGAACUCCCCGGGUCCAGCGGAAACGGCGACGGUCUUGCCGCCCUCUCUUCCGCUGGCCCUGGCGCAAGCUCCCUGGCCGGCUUGGGCUACGGCUUACCCCUCAGCCGUGCUUACGCGGAGUAUUUCGGCGGAGGCAUCGCGUUGCAGUCUCUCUACGGGUGGGGCACCGAUGUGUAUCUGCGGUUGAAGGGUGUAGGGAAGAUUGAUUCUUGA
This is a messenger RNA of Scedosporium apiospermum, 1425 nucleotides long. Its product is annotated as Mitochondrial pyruvate dehydrogenase kinase. The record is from RefSeq and is a predicted model, not a curated record. Lineage: Eukaryota; Fungi; Ascomycota; Sordariomycetes; Microascales; Microascaceae. The coding region runs from base 1 to 1425 and encodes 474 amino acids. Gene Ontology annotation, biological process: protein phosphorylation; regulation of glucose metabolic process. The transcript is spliced from 2 exons. Gene Ontology annotation, cellular component: mitochondrion. Gene Ontology annotation, molecular function: pyruvate dehydrogenase (acetyl-transferring) kinase activity.